Geodia barretti is the source of this 1080-nucleotide messenger RNA. The record is from the annotation of a GenBank genome assembly. Lineage: Eukaryota; Metazoa; Porifera; Demospongiae; Tetractinellida; Geodiidae.
AUGGUCACAGAGAUAUUUUUUGGAACGGAAGAUGAACAAGAUGCCAGAUUUGUUCAGUUGCAAGACUGCAAGCAUGUCUUUGAACAUACCGGCCUUGACAAGUGGAUGGACAGGAAUGAAUCUGAGGAAAUACAGUUCAAAAAGUGCCCUCGCUACAGCAUUCUCAUUCGAACAAGUUUGCGCUAUUACAAUGAAGUAAAGAAAGUUCACAAUCACUUUGAGGAAAUCAAGAAAGAGCAGCUUCAAAUGUCAAACAUUGGCCAAGUUCUAAUACCCAAAUUUAGGGAGCUAAAAUCAAAGAGAGGGCAAUGUGUGGAAGUUAUAGCUGGUGUUAAGAAAAUUGAGUCCCUGUUAAGUACGUAUACACGGCCUCGCUACAUUUUGCCCCACUGCCUGAAUGCCAUUCAGAACCAGCUGGUAAUACUACCAACUAUUGUCACUAUGUACAAUGAGUUGACUCAAGUAGAGCAAAAGAGCUGGCAGUUCAGAGACUGCAAGAUAAGCAGGGAAGAAGUUCACCGACAGCUACAAUGUGUGCAAAAGUUUUUAAUGCAACAGUCUCUGACAGACCAACAGCUCAGUGAUAUCCAAUGUGAAAUCAGGCGACUCAACUGCACGAUUCGUCUUUUGAAGCUCCACUCGCUUAUUAAAGAGAAACAAAUUACCAUCACACCUGAAGAACAAGAGCGUUCCGAUAAGUCUGCAAGUUAUGUCUACCACAGUGGAGCAAGACACAAUAUUCCAAAAGUCUCUAAAGAAUUUGUGGAUGGAUUUUCGAAACUAAUAACAUUCUUUGAAAAAAAAUACAAGCUUGAGGGGAUAACGGAAGAGGAGCGUGUGGAGAUUGUCAAAGCUAUGGGUCUACAAAAGGGCCAUUGGUUCAAAUGUCCAAACGGACACUACUACUGCAUCACAGAGUGUGGUGGAGCAAUGGAAGAAGCCAAGUGCCCUAAUUGUGAUGCCAGGAUUGGUGGAGCAAACCAUACACUUCGGGGAGAUAAUCGUCUGGCACCGGAAAUUGAUGAUGCACGAUAUGCAGCCUGGUCGGACCAAGCCAACAUGGCGAACUAUCAGUUUUAA